This is a messenger RNA of Lolium rigidum, 4607 nucleotides long. Its product is annotated as putative pentatricopeptide repeat-containing protein At5g59900. The transcript has 6 exons. Gene Ontology annotation, molecular function: protein binding. The record is from RefSeq and is a predicted model, not a curated record. Bases 1 to 3489 code for a protein of 1162 amino acids. NCBI's taxonomy places the organism in Eukaryota, Viridiplantae, Streptophyta, Magnoliopsida, Poales, Poaceae.
AUGCAGGUUGAAGCUACCGGAGACAGCGAUGCCCGGGAUCAGCAAGAGGUUGCCGGAGACAGCGAAGUCCCGGAUCAGCAAGAGGAUGCCGGAGACAAAGAGGAAUCGAUCCUGGGCAAUCUAAGCCCAACCUCAGACGAUGUUUCAACCAUGAACACGGAAGAAUACAACAAAGCUCUGAAGGAGUUGGAAGAUGAGGAGGAAGCCGAAGCGGAAUCCGCUCCGCCAAAACAGGUCCUGGCGACCAUAGUUGGGCUGGGGCAGGAUGUUGACGAGAAAGAAACUCCAACCGACUUCGGGCUCCUGGGACCGUCCACCUCAGAGACUCCGCCCGCGCGUCCUCGCCACCGCGCUGUGCCGGAUUCCACAGAAGGACACGCUUCCGAGAACCAGGAGUACCUGUCCGCGGAAGAGCUCGUCGAACAGGCAGGCCGGGGUGCUAUCGCACACUCAGAAAUCCUCAACAAGCCAAUAACUCCGGACGACGCUGCAGAUCCCGAAGCUCUAGAAGCGACGAGAAAGGAGAUGCUGAGCACCGUAAAAGUAAUUGCCAACACCGCGGCAUCAUUGCUGGAGGAAAGGCAAGAAGCAGGCGAAAUAAUGGAAAAUUUCCUCAAGAGAGAACGCGAAGCCGCUAAAUGUUUGGCAGAGGCUAAGAAACUCCGAGCACAAUGGGAAACCAUGAUGGAGGGCGCUGAUAAAGAGGCAGAUAGAAUCCGAUGGGAGGCCAUUGGCCCCCGAAAGAUCAACUUCGCAACCCCCUCAAACCAACAGCCACUUGCCACUCCCAAGGACAACAUGAAGAAGGCCGCGGAAAUCUUGGCGAAAAAAGACGAAGAAGUUGACAUCGCACACGUCCGCACACUGGUAGCUUCAGCAAUGAAGCAACAGAACAAGGCAGACACUUCACGCCGCCCCGUCUCGUCCUCAUUCCUCCAGCUGAUAGGUCGCCACCACCCGACCCGUCACGGACUCCGGCGGCCCUCACCGCCGGCUCGCCCGAUGCCUCCUCCACCACGCCGGCACAUCGCCGGCGAUGCCAACCCCACGCCCACCACCUCCCAUUCCGGCAUGGUCAAGCUCCUCGCCGACAUCCUGCACCACACCGCGCCCUCCACCUGGCCGCCGGCGCUCGCGUCGCCGGCGCUCCGCAGCCGCCUCGCCCCCGCCCACGUCUCCUCGCUCCUCCUCCUCCCGGCGUCGCUCUCCCGCCCGGACCUCUCCCGCCGCUUCCUCCUCCUCCUGCCUCCCCACCUCGUCUCCCCGCUCUCCGCCGUCCUUCACCUGUCCCUAUCCGCCGGAAUCACUCCGAACCAAUACACGGUUUCCCAGAUAUUGUUCUCUCUUGUCAAGAUCCGUCAGUUCACCCUUGCCCGUGCCGUGUUCGAUGAAAUGCUUCAGUCUGGUGUUCGUCUGGACGAGUAUGUUUACACUGCUGGGAUUCGGGCUUACUGCGAGGCCCGGAAUAUCGAUGGCGCGAAGGGGCUUGUGGCUAGGAUGCAGGAUGAGGGGGCCAACGUCAGCGUGGUGCCGUACAAUGUGUUGAUCUAUGGUUUGUGCAAGAAUCAGCGUGUUCAGGAGGCGGUGGAGGUAAAAAAUAGCAUGGUGGCCAGAGGAGUUGCAGCUGAUGAAGUGACUUACCGGACGCUAGUGUAUGGGUUUUGUCGGACGGAGGAGCUGGAAAUGGCAUUGAGAACGACAUAUGACAUGGCCAGGCUAGGCUUUGUGCCAUCAGAGGCCAAUUGCUCAUUUAUGCUUGAUGGGCUACGAAAGAGGGGGAAGGUUGAAGAGGCUUUCAGGUUAGCUUGUCGGUUGGGCGAGUUGGGCAUGGUGCCCAACAUAUUUGCAUAUAAUGCGUUGCUUGAUAGUCUGUGCAAGAAUGGUAUGUUUGGUGAGGCAGAUAAGCUUUUCAAUCAGAUGUUAGACAGGGGUCUUAAGCCAAAUGAGGCGACCUAUUCAAUAUUGAUACAUUCAUUUUGCAAAAGGGGGAUGAUGGAGGAUGCACUUGAUAUGUUUGAUAGGAUGAGGGAGAAGGGUGUCAGAGUGACGGUUUAUCCAUACAAUUCCUUAAUUAACGGUUGCUGCAAACAGGAUGAUUUAGACAGGGCAAUGAGCUUUCUGAGCGAGAUGGCUGAUAUGGGAGUGACACCGAAUGCAGCUUCAUAUUCUCCACUCAUAGCUGGUUUCUGUAGAAAAGGGGAUCUGUCCAGUGCUGUGGAACUCCACAGGGAGAUGGCUGAGAAGGGUGUUGCAUGGAAUACUUAUACGUUCACAGCACUUAUCAAUGGCUUCUGCAAGGCUAAAAAGAUGGAUGAAGCUUCUCGGUUGUUUGAUAAGAUGAUUGACAGAAACCUAGUACCAAAUGAAGCAACUUUUAAUGUCAUGAUAGAAGGGUAUUGCCUGGUAGGUAAUAUAAGAGAGGCAUUCCAGUUAUAUGAUCAGAUGGUGGAUAGGGGCCUUAAACCUGACAAUUACACCUAUAGGUCAUUGAUAAGUGGAAUAUGCCUGACCAGUGGAGUGUCGAAAGCGAACGAGUUUGCUGCUGAUAUAGAAAAGAACUGUUCUUUGCUAAACAAAUUUAGCCUAGCCGCACUUAUGCAUGGAUUCUGUAGAGAAGGAAGAUGGACCGAAGCAUAUGGUGUUCGGAAUGAGAUGGCAAUGCGGGGAGUCAAACUUGAUCUUGUCAGCUUUACCAUUAUUGUAUAUGCAGCUUUGGAACAGCAUGAUGCGGAAAAAUCCUGUAUGUUACUGAGGGAAAUGAAACAAAAUAGUGUCAGGCCAGACAAUGUGUUCCAUACAUGCAUGAUUAACAUGCAUUCAAAAGCUGGAAACAUGGUUGAAGCAUUAAAUUGUUGGGACAAGAUGAUUGCUGAUGGCUGCUUUCCAAAUACCGUCACGUAUACGGUUUUAGUAAAUAAUCUCUGCAAGUCAGGGCAUUUGAGCAGCGCAGAGCUCCUUUGUAAAGAAAUGUUAGCCAGCCACUUCCUUCCUAACAAUUACACUUAUAAUUGUUUUCUUGAUUAUUUUACAACUGAAGGGGACCUGGAGACAGCUAAAGAUCUCUAUUUUGCCAUGCUUCGAGGCUCUCUUGCUAACAUAGUGACAGUUAACACAUUGAUCAAGGGGUUCUGUAAGGUUGGGCAGAUUCAAGAAGCAAUUGACCUUAUUCGUAAGAGUACUGAAAAUGGCUUUUCUCCUGAUUGCAUCAGCUAUUCUACAGUAAUACAUGAACUCUGCAAGAAGGGUGAUACAAAUAAAGCGUUUGAGCUUUGGAAUGAAAUGCUGUACAAGGGAUUAAAGCCUGAUAUUGUAGCAUACAAUAUUUUGAUACGGUGGUGCAAUGUCCAUGGUGAAAUUGAUAAGGGUUUAGAAAUAUACAAUGAUAUGAUUAAGAAAGGGGUGCAACCGAACUGGCACACAUAUAGAGCUCUUCUCUUGGGAACUUCUGUGAUGACCAGCAAGCAAGAUGAUAUACUGCUGAUAACCUGAUGUUUAGGGUCACCCUUUUAAUGGUCUUAAUCAAGUAGUCUGACUCUCAUCGCACCGAGGAGCUCCCUGAGCAGUUGCUGCAUGACAGAUCUGGGGCUGCCAGAAUAUGCAACUGCUUCUUUCAGUGAUACGGCGAUGCCUGAGGUUUUGGGCAUAUCAGCGAAAUGGACAAAAAUCUUGAUGGUUGGAGUGGUUGAUGAAUCUGAAUCCCUCGAAAGCUAAGCUCGGUGACCAUAACAUGGUCCUGCAGUCCCCUGUGUGGAACAUGAUGUCCGUGAAUCGUGGUCUGUAUGGCAUGACCUCCAUUCCUGAUGGAGUGAUGGUGUGCUCGUCUGUCUAGAUGCCAGUUGUGCUGGUUUCCACUGUAUUGUUCAUUCGUUGCAGAGCAACUGGGCAAGGUCUCUUGUUUCUGGCAAAACUAUACAGGAACUCUGCUGGAAGCCUGGAUAAUGCAAUCCUGCUGUUGUGGAAGUUUCCCUCGUUUGCUCGGACUGCACAGUUUGUUGGAUGUACAGUAGAUCCGUGAGUUGCACAACUUUCAAAUGUGGCUGUACCCGUGUACAUAUAGAAGCAAAUCGAAGAAAUGAUCAUCCAUACGCUUCAACUGUUUAACCCUGACGAGCAUGGAUGGUUCCAUUUGUAUUUCUCGGUGACAGGCUACCAACAGCGCUGAGCACUCUUUUUUUUUUCAUGUUUGGGAAGCAGACAAUGUCUCCUUUAAUAUGUUGUAAAAAAUAUUGUAUUCUUGAUGGUUCCUAACUGUGCACGCUCCCAGCGGUUUGGGAUGCGACCGUGUUGAUGGUUGCCUGAAUAUACAGCCACAGUAGAAGUAAUACUGGAGCAACGCACCAAACUGAUCAUGGGCUGCUGCUUGUGUGGUACUGUGGUGUGGCAUGGACGAUGAAGAAGUUGGGACUCGGGAGAUAAAAAAAAGUGGAGGCAAGGUUCUGGUUUUCUUCUAUACUAGCAGUACUCUCUCCGUUCAGAUUAAAACCGACACUAAGAGUGCAGAGGGAGUAGCCUAUGUAGGUACUUCAGAUUAAAUCGACGCUAAGAGUGCAGAGGGAGUAGCUUAUGUAGGUACAGUUGUCGCGUCGAUUAAAAACGACCAGAGGGAG